AUGGAAAUUCUCAAAUUUCAAGGAUGGAGUUUUUCAGAAAUUUUCCAUGUUAAUGAAGCAGAUGCUAAUCUUGCUCUUCUUCCAAGAGAUAUUAAAGCAGAAGAUGCAGUUAUGUUAUCAGAUAUGGUAACUACAGGAUUCCAUGGAGCAGAAUUAGCUAAUAUUAAACUUGGAGAUACAGUUUGUGUUAUUGGUAUUGGACCAGUUGGAUUAAUGUCAGUUGCAGGAGCAAAUCAUCUUGGAGCAGGAAGAAUUUUUGCAGUAGGAUCAAGAAAACAUUGUUGUGAUAUUGCUAUGGAAUAUGGAGCAACAGAUAUUAUUAAUUAUAAAAAUGGAGAUAUUGUAGAACAAAUUCUUAAAGCUACAGAUGGAAAAGGAGUUGAUAAAGUAGUUAUUGCAGGAGGAGAUGUUCAUACAUUUGCACAAGCAGUAAAAAUGAUUAAACCAGGAUCAGAUAUUGGAAAUGUUAAUUAUCUUGGAGAAGGAGAUAAUAUUGAUAUUCCAAGAAGUGAAUGGGGAGUUGGAAUGGGUCAUAAACAUAUUCAUGGAGGUUUAACACCAGGUGGAAGAGUUAGAAUGGAAAAAUUAGCAUCACUUAUUUCAACUGGUAAAUUAGAUACUUCUAAACUUAUUACACAUAGAUUUGAAGGAUUAGAAAAAGUUGAAGAUGCAUUAAUGUUAAUGAAGAAUAAACCAGCAGAUCUUAUUAAACCAGUUGUUAGAAUUCAUUAUGAUGAUGAAGAUACUCUUCAUUAA
This is a messenger RNA of Entamoeba dispar SAW760, 756 nucleotides long. Its product is annotated as NADP-dependent alcohol dehydrogenase, putative. Lineage: Eukaryota; Evosea; Mastigamoebida; Endamoebidae. The transcript has a single exon. The record is from RefSeq and is a predicted model, not a curated record. Bases 1 to 756 code for a protein of 251 amino acids.